Chenopodium quinoa (quinoa) is the source of this 1848-nucleotide messenger RNA. RefSeq names its product transcription factor bHLH48-like. Gene Ontology annotation, biological process: regulation of DNA-templated transcription. NCBI's taxonomy places the organism in Eukaryota, Viridiplantae, Streptophyta, Magnoliopsida, Caryophyllales, Amaranthaceae. Gene Ontology annotation, cellular component: nucleus. The record is from RefSeq and is a predicted model, not a curated record. The transcript has 7 exons. The coding region runs from base 38 to 1333 and encodes 431 amino acids. Gene Ontology annotation, molecular function: DNA-binding transcription factor activity; protein dimerization activity.
UUUUAAAAAAAUAAAAAUAUCAAAAUCAUCCACAUAAAUGCAAAGAAAAAGACGGGUCACGUCCAGUUUCAAUCAUAAACUGAUAUCCUGGAUUGCUCCGUACCCGUUACCCGACCCCCUUUUUCUUUCUCAUCCCCACUUUAUCCUUUACGUUCCUUUCACACUACCCCUUUAUCCUUCUCUCUCCUCCUUCCUCUCUUUCCCCUUUCUCUCUCCUCAACAAAUUCCUCCAUUUUCACUACCUUCAUUUCAUCUUUCCUACUAUAAAUGUCACUCCCUUUUCAACGGCUACAUUUUCCUGCAUUUCAAACCUUAUAAUUCAACAAUGGAGAAUAACACCAGUUACCCAUUUGGGGAAGAGUUUCAGAAGCUGAUUAUUGCGCCGGAAAAUGGGAAUUCCUUUACUGCCCUUCUUGGGUUACCCCCUAAUCAAGCUAUGGAGCUUCUCACCGACGAUUCUUCUGCCGAUGCCGGCGGCGGAGGUGGUGGUGGGGUUGGAGGGGAUGUGGUGAAACGACAUCGUAUUAGUGCGUUUAGUCAUUCUCUCUCUUCUUUACCUGCUUUGCCGUCGAAUCGAGCUCUCAUUGAGCGAGCUGCGAAGUAUUCUGUGUUUGCGAAUGAGGAUUCUUCUUCGCCGGAGUUGAAGGUGAAAACUGAGCCGUUGGAUGAUGCUGGGUCAAACCCUAAUUCGGGUUCUGAUCCGACGGCUGGGAGUGAGAGUGACAAGGAGAAGCCAUUAAAGCGAAAGGAGAGAGAAAAGAAGGGUAAGGGAUCGAGUAAGAAGAACAAAACGACGUCGGAAGAUGAUGAGAAGCUUCCGUAUGUUCAUGUUCGAGCACGGCGAGGUCAAGCUACUGAUAGCCAUAGUUUAGCUGAACGAGCUAGGAGAGAGAAAAUCAAUGCUCGGAUGAAGUUGUUGCAGGAAUUGGUCCCAGGGUGCAACAAGAUUUCGGGUACUGCAUUGGUGUUGGAUGAGAUAAUCAAUCAUGUGCAGUACUUGCAACGCCAAGUAGAGUAUCUGUCAAUGAGGCUUGCAGCAGUUAAUCCAAGAAUAGAUUUCAAUCUUGACAGCCUAAUUUCAGGAACUGAAUCUGUGAUGGACUGCAAUUUACCGAACAUGACCAUGCCACUAAUGUGGCCAGAAAUUCAUGUCAAUGGAGACAGACAACAAUUUCAACAGCAAUGGCACCACCUUGAGGCUCUAAGUCAGCCAGUUUGGGUCAAGGAAGAAAAUCACCCUAAUUUAGUUGCAUCUGAGAACUCACUCAUGACCUAUGACUCAACUGCAAAUUCAGCAUCUUUGCACUCAAGCCAGCUGAAAAUGGAAAUGUGAAGGCAAUAACAAAGCAUGUGUUUGUAGCCAAUCUGUGUAUAUAUAGCAGAAAAUAUGAUUAUAUAUUAGAAGUUUAGCUGGGAAGUAGAAGAGAGUUUAGGCAUCAAAAAUUCAGGUUGGGGUUUCCAUGUCUUCAUCGUUAUUCAAGAAUGGACUGGAAACCCUUGGAGUAGAUCUAUUUCACCAGUUUUUCUACCGAUUUCACCAUAGUCUACAUAUAUUUAUAUACAACAUGAUGAACGAUUCAGUCCUAAGUCUCAUGCGAGAUGGCUGAUUGAUUCUGCUGUCAAAGGGGCAUCUAAAUGCAUUCAGUUGUCUGAAAGAUGAACCUGGUUUGCUUCAGAUAAAUGGAGUUGAUCAUCUGAAUCUAAACUGGGUUGGUUCAGAUGAAUGCAUCUUGUGAAUAAAGUCAGUUGUAAUGCAUCAACCUUUUUUGCAAAAUUUGUGUAAUCGUGAACAGGAAUGAAAAACAAGGUGAAGAUACAGAGUAUCAAUUUAUUGUGUUUAGUUCAUUA